Molecule: messenger RNA, 767 nt
Organism: Trichosurus vulpecula (common brushtail)
Lineage: Eukaryota; Metazoa; Chordata; Mammalia; Diprotodontia; Phalangeridae
Gene: PLAC8
Product: placenta associated 8
Exons: 5
Coding region: 119-460 (113 amino acids)
Biological process (GO): positive regulation of transcription by RNA polymerase II
Source: RefSeq, a predicted model, not a curated record
GUACCUUCCCCCUGCAUAGGUUUCACUUCUACCGUGAACUCCCAGCAGAGAAGACCUCACCCUCCAGCUCUGCACCUGGCUUUGGACUGCUGUGGGCUUCUAAGAACCUACCUCAAAAAUGCAGCCACCACCGCCAGUGGUAGUCAUGACUCAGCCCCAGAGGGGUGUUUACCCACAAGGCUCCAAUUGGCAGACCGAUCUCCUUGAUUGUUGCAGCGACUGCGGAGUCUGCAUUUGUGGGACAUUCUGUACCCCCUGCCUCGCAUGCCAAGUGGCUUCUGACAUGAAUGAGUGCUGUUUGUGUGGAACGAGUGUAGCCAUGAGGACCCUCUACCGGACCAGAUACGGCAUCCCUGGAUCCAUUUGCGGGGACUUCAUGGCAACUUCGUGUUGCCUUGUGUGUUCUCUUUGCCAACUUAAAAGAGACAUUAAUAGGAGGAGGCAAAUGAACGCUUUCUGAAAAAGCUAACGAUGAAGUCUGUGUUUCUGAUGAAGCUAAUUGGCAUCAGUUUUAACACCUGAAAAACAUGUUUCCUCAAGUAUUCCUCUGACUUUUGUUCCCAAAUUGCUACAUGCCAUAACAAAGUUGAAUCACGAUGGUGUGCCAUGCUGUGAAGGCUCUUUUUGCUUUAUCUGAAUGUUUAUUCUUAGCACGUUCUCCCAGCAGGUUUUAAUCUUCACCUUACUGUGACUCUUCUAACAAUGCUUGAUUUUUAACAUGCAGCUUGAUUUUUUUGAAUGUAAAAUAAAGAGUAUUUGGACUAAGA